AUGCCUAAAAAUAAGGGCAAGGGAGGCAAAAAUCGCCGAAGAGGAAAGAAUGAAAAUGAGGGGCAAAAACGCGAUUUGAUUUAUCGUGAUGAAGGUCAACAGUAUGCCAAGGUUGAACGUCUUCUUGGCAACGGCCGUCUAGAAGCAUACUGUUUCGAUGGCGUCAAAAGGCUGUGUCACAUUCGUGGUAAAAUGCGCAAGAAGGUUUGGAUUAAUAGCGGUGAUAUUAUCCUUGUCAGCCUUCGUGAUUAUCAAGAUCAGAAGGCUGAUGUUAUUUUGAAAUACCUUAAUGAUGAAGCUAGGCAGCUUAAAGCAUGCGGUGAGAUACCAGACACAGUUCACUUGGAUGAAAAUAAUGACAUUGAAUUUGACGCCAAUGUGCAAAUGCCAGACGACAAUGACUAUGCCAGUGAUUCUGAUCCUGAUAUGCCACCGCGAUCUGACGAGGAAGAUGAUUCGGAUGAGGAAUCUUCUGAAGAGGAAGACAAGGAAGAAGGCAAUGAAGGAGCGCCUUUCGGUCUUCAACCUCACUAUAAAGGGGAAUUUUCAGGAAACACCAACCGAUGGAGCGCUAAAAAAGCUUACAAGAAGAGGCGCUAA
Rodentolepis nana is the source of this 600-nucleotide messenger RNA. Lineage: Eukaryota; Metazoa; Platyhelminthes; Cestoda; Cyclophyllidea; Hymenolepididae. The record is from the annotation of a GenBank genome assembly.